Populus trichocarpa (black cottonwood) is the source of this 2404-nucleotide messenger RNA. RefSeq names its product inactive glucose-1-phosphate adenylyltransferase small subunit 2, chloroplastic. Gene Ontology annotation, biological process: glycogen biosynthetic process. NCBI's taxonomy places the organism in Eukaryota, Viridiplantae, Streptophyta, Magnoliopsida, Malpighiales, Salicaceae. Gene Ontology annotation, molecular function: glucose-1-phosphate adenylyltransferase activity. The transcript is spliced from 9 exons. Bases 599 to 2203 code for a protein of 534 amino acids. The record is from RefSeq and is a predicted model, not a curated record.
AACUGCCAUAACACUUCUCACCUCGGCCAUCUUGUUUCUGUUUUCCGCCAAGGAUAUGAGAAAAAGGAACGCUGAAAACAGAAUUCCCCAUGAAGAUUGUGGGUGUGCAGAGGAGUGAAACAAAGACAGAAAAGGAGGCUGUUGGCCAGUACACCGUGAAGCUGAGACAAUACCUCCCUUGAUAACCACUCUAUUCCAGAAUGCCAGGCACUGGCUAUUGCCCUUCAAGCUUCGUUCUAAAACUAAAUGACCGAAUAACCCCCUCUCUCUUUUUCAGUAAAACAAAGGACAGGGGAAGAGGAACUGCGAACCAUCUCAGAAGGGCAUAAGGACGAUGCGGUAAUUCUAUUGGAAGGUUUAAUGUUACUGUAUUAGUUGUAUUAAGCACCAUUGAUUUUGCUAAUCCUAACAAACAAAGUGAACGAAACGCAAUCAAGCCAGGGAAUAAAGAGAAAAAAAGGCAACACGAAGCUUAGAAUCUAAGUUAAACAUAGUAUCACAAACAAGCUGCCCACAUGGACCAUGAAAGAUUGUCAUUUUGUACGGCACUGUUUGUAAGAAUGGCUUCCGGCUAGUUUUUGAUCUGCAAGUACAAGCCAUGCAAGGAAGAUUUAUCUUUUUUCAUAGCCGCUUGGAAGAAAUGAAAAUAUUCUCUUCCAUUAGUCUCUAUAUACCUUGUAAGAUCAUAAUUUUGAUUAAGGGUUCAUCUUCAUUCAUUGAUACAUCAUACAGUCAAUUGUUCUCUAUUGACAUGGUGAUAUUGCAGCUUUCUAGUUCCAACCCUGUAAAUCCCCAAGCAAAGCAUUCCAUCCUUGAAUUGGCUCGUAGUCGUCGAAAACACUUGUCAACUUUCUCUUCUUUCUCUUUGCCAAGUUUGUUCAUAUCCAAUUCUCAGCAACCUCAAAAUCCCAUAUCAUCAUUCCCUCAAGUAAAUCAGAGUGUUGCAGCUAUUGUAUUUGGAGAUGGAUCAGAGUCAAGGCUCUAUCCAUUGACAAAAAGAAGAUCAGAAGGCGCCAUUCCCAUAGGAGCAAAUUACAGAAUCGUUGAUGCAGUUAUUAGCAACUGUAUUAACAGUAACAUAAACAAGAUAUAUGCUCUAACACAAUAUAAUUCUACUUCUCUCAAUUCUCACCUCUCUAGAGCAUAUGCUGGCUUAGGCCUCGGCAAAGACGGGUUUGUUGAAGUGAUUGCAGCAUAUCAGAGUCUAGAAGACCAAGGCUGGUUUCAGGGAACUGCUGAUGCUAUGAGAAGGUGCUUGUGGGUACUGGAAGAGUACCCAGUGUCUGAGUUUCUGGUCCUUCCUGGCCACCAUCUCUACAGAAUGGACUACCAGAAACUAGUAAAGGCCCAUCGAAGUAGCCAGGCCGAUAUAACCAUUGCAGCUUUGAAUUCAAUAAGAGAUCAAGAUCCUGGUUUUGGCAUAUUAAAAGUGAAUUCUCUAAAUGAAGUUACAGAGUUCGAUGUGAAGUCAGAGAGGGCAGUCCAAAGUUCCCAAGCAUUCAAUGAUAAUGGUUAUAGGGAGCUAUCCAGCAUGGGGAUCUAUCUUGUUAAUAGAGACAUUAUGAGCAAGUCUCUAAACGAAUACUUCCCCGAGGCAAAUGAAUUCGGAACUGAAGUAAUACCCGGCGCAAUAUCGACUGGAAUGAAGGUUCAAGCUUAUGAAUUUGAUGGAUACUGGGAGGACAUGAGUAGCAUUGCAGCAUUUUAUCAAGCAAACAUGGAGUGCAUAAAGAGAUUAAACAUGGGAUACGACUUCUACGAUAAAGAUGCUCCUCUAUACACCAUGCCUCGCUAUCUGCCUCCGACUACUGUAACCGAUGCUGUCAUCACAGAAAGUGUGGUUGGAGAUGGUUGUAUCCUUAAUAGGUGCAAGAUCAAAGGAACAGUAGUUGGUAUGAGGACAACCAUUAGAGAGAAGGCCAUAAUUGAAGAUUCAGUCAUCAUGGGUUCUGAUUUCUAUCAAAAAAACUAUAUCCAAGAUGGCAAGGAUCAGAAGGGCAUGUUGAUUCCGAUAGGAAUUGGCGAUGAAACUCGCAUAAAGAAAGCUAUUGUAGACAAGAAUGCAAGGAUUGGCAGAAAUGUAAUGAUUAUUAACAAAGACAAUGUACAAGAAUGCAACAGGGAAGCUGAUGGCUACAUAAUCAGUGGAGGAAUAGUGGUUGUCCUAGAGAGUGCAGUGAUCCCAGAUGGCAGCAUUUUAUGAUAUUGUUGAAUGUUGAACAACAGGAUCAUCAUUCAUUUAUUUCUCAAUCUGAUUCUUUCAUAUAGUUAAAAACAAAAGUUCAACAAGAUGUGUACAAUGCCAUUUUCUCGGGGGGGAUGAGCAAUCUCGCUGCCGCUGCCACCUAAAAUGUCAUUCAAUAUGGAAUUUACAAUGAAGUUUGAUUCUUUCAGUGAUUUUCUA